This is a messenger RNA of Paramecium octaurelia, 559 nucleotides long. The record is from the annotation of a GenBank genome assembly. Lineage: Eukaryota; Ciliophora; Oligohymenophorea; Peniculida; Parameciidae.
AUUAAAUUAGAAGUCAUAAUAUAAAUGACUAUUACCAUAAUCGAUUGGAUUCCUCCUUCAACAAUGUGAAUAUCACAUUCAUAAGUACAUUACGAGAACCAAUCUAGAACACUGAUCUUAAUAAAACUGUUCAUGACAUCCCAAGUUGCUUUGGUCGCAAAACUCUUUCAAUGGAAAAGCGACACACUACUAAAGAUAUAGAGAAGUUAGGAAACAUGUCAAUGGUAUCUCAUCAAACUAAAUAGAGUAUGAACACUUGAUACGUAAUAGAAUUGGAAUUAAACCUCAUCUAGGUUCCAUAAUUUUUGAAACUUCCUUAAGGUAUAGCAAAAAGCGUUCGAUCUCUUAAAAUUAAGAUCAAAAACCUUAAAAGGGCAUAAAAAAAGAAAGAACCAAAUUGCCUAAAGUGCUUAAGGAUGGCUAUCUUGAAAUUCAAGAAAAGAAUAUCAAUUCAUUUAUACAUUGUUUAAAAGAAGAAGGACAAGGAACGAUUAGACCAUCGUAAGUUCAUUGGAUAACUUCAUUAAAAUCAGAAAGAAAAAAGAAAAAAAAAAGAUGA